This is a messenger RNA of Linum tenue, 761 nucleotides long. NCBI's taxonomy places the organism in Eukaryota, Viridiplantae, Streptophyta, Magnoliopsida, Malpighiales, Linaceae. The record is from the annotation of a GenBank genome assembly.
UGAGGCCAGAAGACCUGUAGAAAAGGAGUUGGAUUUUCAUAGUUCAUGAAUGUUUAAAGAGUAUCUAGUUAGUAUACAACAUGCUUUUCAUUUGUUUUGUCUACCGUAUCACUGUAUUGAUAAACAACUUUACACACAGGAGCAGGAAACGGGCAAGUUGAUGGCCCUAAACUUAAGGAGACAACUACCUCAAACAAUGAAGUGGCGGUUUCUCCGGGGAAUUCCAAGAAAGAUGGGAGGCAAAAGAAACUGAAGCCAGACGAUGCUGGAAACAAAACGCCUAUGCACCAUCAGGGUGGAAACCUUGGCGGAGAAUCUGAAGAACAGACAGCACGGCGAGUAAAAGUCAUGCAAACGCUUGGUCUGGUUCGGCCUUUUGGGUCUCCAUUCUGAAGCUUUCUGGUUGGAUUUUGGUGGCGAUAACCUUUCGAGACCCAAUUAAUCUUUUGCUAGUAGUAAAGUGUGCUGUCAAAGUCUUCAUUCGUUAACUUACCUGGGGAUAAAAUGUCUGUUUAGCUAAUCAUAGGUGCGCCCUGGCAAUGGCGUCCAUAGCUUAUGACAGAAUUCAGUCAAACUCAAACGAUGUUUGUCAUGAACACUUUUUAACAGCACUUGUUCUGUGCCUACAUUUUGAGACUCACGCAACUGAUAUUGUGAAGAGUUCCUUUCUUUCUCAUACAUUUGGGGAAAGAAACUGUAACUGAAGAUCGCAGAGACCUUUCUUUCGUGUGCCAAAUGGCCUCACUUUUAGUGAACUUGAC